AAGACGGCACAACCGGGGGGCUGCCCAAGGGAGGAUGCCAGCACCGGCUUCCCGGAGGCCUCCAGGACCCUCCAAGGAAGCCCAAGCGGAGGUGUGAAGAUGAUUGCUGCUGGAAAAUUUGCAGACCUUCCCAGAAACAUGCAAAUGAAUCAUCAGUUUCCCUUGGCCUCUUCCAUGGACCUUUUGGGUAGCAAAUCCCCUCUGACUGAGCAUCAUUCAGCAGCCUACCAAGAUGUGUCCAUCCACGGAACCCUGCCCAGGAAAAAGAAGGGACCCAUCCCUAUCAGGUCUUGUGAUGCAUUUAGUCACAUGGGAACUUUACCAUACUCCAGAACCCACCGAGACCACUCUCCUCUGAUUCAGGAUGUGAUCAAAGAGAACCCACCAGACAGAUGGAAGGGGGAAAAAUUCAUCUUCAGGGAUCAGAAUAUGCCGGACUCACCUAUGGACUAUGUGAAGUUCUCCAGGGAGCGGCCCGUCAUGGACAGGACCCCGGACAGACUGAAGAAGGAGCUGGAGGAAGAGCUGCAGCUCAGUGGGGACCAGUUGCGAAGCCACGCCUGGUAUCACGGCCGCAUUCCCCGACAGGUCUCAGAGAGCCUCGUGCAACGAGACGGCGACUUCUUGGUCCGAGACUCCCUCUCCAGCCCCGGGAACUUCGUCCUGACCUGCCAGUGGAAGAACGUCGCCCAGCACUUCAAGAUCAACCGGACGGUCCUCCGACUCAACGAAGCCUACUGCCGCGUUCAGUAUCAGUUCGAAAUGGAAAGCUUCGACACCAUCCCCGGGCUCGUGAGGUGCUACGUGGGCAACCGGAGGCCGAUAUCGCAGCAGAGCGGCGCGGUCAUCUUCCAGCCCGUCAACCGGAUCCUGCCGCUCAGGUGUCUGGAGGAGAAGUACGGGGUUCCGCCCGUCCGACGCAGAGAAUGUGGCCCCUCGGAGGGGAGGCCUGAAAUGACGAAAAGACUGAGCCUCAGCAUGAGCCCCGGGCAAUCCCGGGAGCAGAGUUUUAAUCUCCCAAGAAAUAAAGAAAAAAGUGGAAGCCAGCCAGCAUGCCUGGACCACGUGCAGGAUAAGAGGACACUCCUCAAGGCCCACCAGUCUGAGAGCUUCCUACCCAUUGGUUGCAAGGUCCCAUCUCAGUCUCCCGGAGUGAACGUGAGCCCGGGCCCCGGUUCCCCGGUGUUCCGGACGGGCAGCGAGCCCACCCUGAGCCCCACGACGGUGCGCAGGAUGUCCUCGGAGGGGCAGGCCGGGGAAGCCCUGAGGGGGUCCGACAGCCAGCUGUGCCCUAAACCGCCUCCCAAGCCCAGCAAAGUGCCUCCCCUGAAGCCGCCACCCCAAGCCUCCCCAACUUGGCCCAACUCAGAAGCCAACUACUGCGAGUUAAACCCCGCACCCCCGGCCGGCUGCGACCCAACUGGACCCCCCCUGCGUCUCAAGAGCGGCCACGUGGAGCUGCUCAGGGCCGGAGAGAAUGCCUCAUUCAGAAACUCCGACACCAACUAUCUGUUCCUGGAAGAAGGCUCAGCGCGGCACUCCCUGGAUCCCCCGGCCCCGCAAACGGAGGAGGACCGGGAGGAGUGCACCGGCUUCGUCGUGCCCCUUUGGGAGACCGCGUCGUCUUUCAAGCCAAAUGACUUUGAGUCCAAAUUCCUCCCCCCUGAGAACAAGCCUCUGGAGAUGGCCAUGCUGAAGAGGGCCAAAGAGCUGUUAGCCCACAGUGACCCGAGGACCAUCGCCAAACACAUACUGAGAACGGACUGCAAGGUUGCUAGGAUACUAGAGGUCUCUGACGAGAUGAAGAGGGUCAUGGGAGUGAACUCCGGCCUGGAGCUCAUUAUCUUGCCAUAUGGACACCAACUGCGCCUGGACAUAAUUGAAAGGCACCACACCAUGGCCAUAGGCAUCGCGGUGGAUAUCCUGGGCUGCACCGGAACCCUGGAGGAGCGGGCGGCCACUCUGAACAGGGUCAUUCAGGUCGCCGUGGAACUGAAGGACUCCGUGGGAGAUCUGUACGCCUUCUCCGCCGUCAUGAAAGCGCUGGAAAUGCCACAGAUCACAAGACUAGAAGAAACCUGGACAGCACUGAGACACCAGUUCACCCAGACGGCUAUCCUGUACGAAAAGCAGCUGAAACCCUUUAGCAAGACGAUACAUGAAGGCAGAGAGACCACCCAAGGGCAUCAAACCCCCCUCGCUGUCCCGCUGCUGAUGCCCCUGGUUACGCUGAUGGAGCGCGAGGCGGUCACGUUCGAAGGCACGGACAUGUGGGAAAACAACGACCAGAGCUGUGAACUCAUGCUUAACCAUUUAGCGGGCGGCCGCCUCGUCGCCCAGGAGGCGGACGUGUACCGAGCCAACGCCGAGAGGAUCCUGGAAGGUUUUGAGCCCAGCGAGGAGAUGAGUGAGCUCUUCAAAACUGAAUUUCAAAUGAGAUUGCUGUGGGGCAGCAAAGGAGCACAAGUCAAUCAAGCAGAGCGAUAUGAGAAAUUCGGUCAGAUUUUAACCGCCCUCUCACGAAAACUGGAACCCCCUUCCACAAAGCGGAACGAGUUAUGAGACGUCUUCGGAGAGCCUUAAAGCAGCGCUCUUCCAAAAUUAUCGUUUGAGGUAGAAAAUCAAGUGCUAAUCCAGAAGUGUACAAGUCCACAGAAUAUUACAAAAUGUAAAUUGCACAAUGCACAGUUAUUUAUGGAUUGUUUAAAAAUUACUACUGAUUGUUAGGGAAGUGGUUAUUUAUUGCUCAUGUAACGAUCGUUAAUGUUUCUUGAUCAGAUUUAAUGGAUUCUCUUUCGUGGCAGGUUGGGCUGAUCUGAGGCUCUCAGAUUUAAUUUACAUUAAUGCGUUCGAUCAUUUAAAACAUCUGAACAGCUUUAUGCUAAUUUGCACUGUUCCAGAAGUGUAAAUAGAGGCAGAGGAGCAUAGGUAAGAUAUGUUUCAGAAGGUAUCAGUUGUAUGAUAUUUCUUAAAAUGAAUAUGAAAACUGUAAAUAGACCAAAAUAAAAGUAUACCUUU
Tachyglossus aculeatus (Australian echidna) is the source of this 3018-nucleotide messenger RNA. It is a transcript of the gene BCAR3, whose product is annotated as BCAR3 adaptor protein, NSP family member. NCBI's taxonomy places the organism in Eukaryota, Metazoa, Chordata, Mammalia, Monotremata, Tachyglossidae. Gene Ontology annotation, biological process: small GTPase-mediated signal transduction; positive regulation of peptidyl-serine phosphorylation. The coding region runs from base 100 to 2562 and encodes 820 amino acids. The record is from RefSeq and is a predicted model, not a curated record. Gene Ontology annotation, molecular function: phosphotyrosine residue binding; guanyl-nucleotide exchange factor activity. The transcript has 12 exons.